Messenger RNA from Epithele typhae, 882 nucleotides. RefSeq lists its product as uncharacterized. Bases 1 to 882 code for a protein of 293 amino acids. NCBI's taxonomy places the organism in Eukaryota, Fungi, Basidiomycota, Agaricomycetes, Polyporales, Epitheliaceae. The transcript has a single exon. The record is from RefSeq and is a predicted model, not a curated record.
AUGUCAAAGCUGCUACUCCUUGGUCCAGCACUCGCAACACCCGCCCGCCCCGCUCCUCCUCCGCCCACCUUCAAGCUAUUCUUACAGUCCAAAUUCCCAGUCACACCCCAUCCAAACACCCAAGUCACUCUGACUCAACAGGCUCUGGACAGCGCUCUUCUCCUGGUCUUCUUCGUUCUCUUCAUAACUCCAUCCACCCGCCAGCUUCUGAGCUCGUCUGCACUCGUUCUAGCCCUCUCCACAUCCGACGUCUUGCGACACCUCCUCACCGUCUGCAUGUUUCUGCUCAUGGCUAUAUGCGGUCUUCUCGUGUUCCUCUGCAACCCCUACCCUGACCUGUUGCACGCCCUCGACAAGUUCCUCAUCCUCGUGGAUCUCGUCCACGAGGUCUAUGUCUACUGGAUCCGCCAUGAGCUACCAUCCGACAUCGAAUCCCAGUGCACACCCGCAGGCAUACAGCACCAACAAAGCCCUCUUCUUUGUGGACAGCACUACCACGAAUAUUCCCUCCUGGACGAGGAACGCCCCACUGUCAACCUGCCGGGAGCAUUGUCCCAUCACCGCCUACUUUCAAGCCCGUCCUCUAUGGCGGCUGACAAGCAGCGGAGGCGAUCACUAUUCACCGUCGACCUGCCUCCGCUCGACGGGAUGUCCUCGGAAAGCCUCCUCCUCAAAUCGUCUCCUAUCGACACUCACACCGCUUCUACCGAUGCGUCUCUGUUCUCGUCCGUGUCGUCCGGCGCGUCCAACAACACCCACGAUCUUACAGGCACUCCCGCUCGAUCUAACACCGGCCGAACUACCACCGCCCUCCGGGAUGUCAAUACCCUCUUCAAGACCAUUUUCACUCGAGACGAGGACGUCCGAUGGGAUUACGCGUGA